GACACCUACAGCCGAGAUGACUGCACCUUCAGAGAGCAGAUUUUACCAGAUGGGUACAACGUCUACAUCUCUGACAAACACGGAGCACUGCUCAGUUUAGGAAACCAGCGGCAAAGGCUGCAGGGUCGAGACAGAGGUGUCCCAACACUGGCUCAGUUCCUUCCUAGGAUAAGCAUUCUGGAACAGGCCUCAGCCCCAGGAUGGGGCAUUCCUGACCAGCCAGGGCUGAGUGCAUCACAAACAGAAGAACCUGUGGACUCUAUGGACUCAUUUGGAAAGCUCUCUCAGAUCAUUCACAGUCCCAGCUUCCACAAGAGAUGAGACAGUAGCUCUGAGACAUCUGUAAACACAUGUGACCUGGCGUGUUUUGCUUUGUCUGAGGCUGAUCACGCCUCCUGACAUGUUGCUGAACCUGGGACUGACUGCUUGUCCAGCCAGCCUGCACCUGGAAAGGUUGCUGUGAAGUCUUUCCAGCACUGUCCUGUCAAAUAAGACCAAGUGCAGUGUCCUACAGAGUGGAGAAUGACACCAAUAUUCAGUAUAACAUUUCUGCCUGUUAUUUUCAGUUACAACCUUUGUUCUCAAACAACACAACCAUACAUGAGGUUUUAUCCCUAUCCCCUAAUACAACAAAUAGGAGCAUGAAUUAGAUAUCCAACUGUUAAAAAUCACUGUUGGUAAAUAAAUAACAAUUUCAUAAUAUGACAAUGCUGUAGUAAUGGCUGCAACUUGGUUGGGUUUUAGGAAAGAUCAUGGUUGGGUCAAAAUCAUUUUUUGUUAAGGUUAGAGGACCUUUGCUGUCAAGGACAAAGGGAGGCCCCACCUUGUUAAGCCCGACAUGACAAAUUGCGAUACAAAUUGGCUAUACAAAUUAAAUUAAAUUUGAUUGAUUGAUGUUUCAAAUAAUAAACACAUGGUUAUAAACGGUAAUGGUUUAAAACAACACAAAAAGGUCUUUGGUUUGAAAUGGGAGAAGAACAGGUGUCUUUCAGGUGAAAUUAAGUUUAAGUUUUGAAGAACCAUUUCUUUAUCCAUCUCUGUCACUUUAUAACAUGACCAAACAUCCUCCUUGGCUCCUGUCAUAAUUACUGCACCACAAGAGGUCACUGUCACACAAAUGUAAACAUGUUUGGGGGCAUCUACUGACUAGACUAAUGCUGUCUCACACAACAACCAGAUGUGGCAAAACAAUUAAAUAUAACUAUGGUUUGAAAGAUGUUCUACAUAAUCAACUGAUGGGGUUGAUUUUUAGGGCAGACAUUUACUGACCAAACAAAUGUGCUUGAUAUCCCUCUAUGAAAUGAGCCUAUGCAUAACAAGUGUGUUUGAAAGAUUUGGUUGGACUAAAGAGAGAGUGACAAUAAAUGAUAAAAGAUCACCACAAAGUGAAACUGGUAAAAGGAAUUACUAUAGAGUAGUACUUAUUCUUGACAAUUUUAUACCUUUUAUUAUUCUUAUCUAUCCCUCUGUCUAUCAAUCUAUUUAUAUAUCUGUCAAUCUAUCUAUCUAUUUAUCUGAAAUGAGUCACACUGAAGGGCAGUGCUACAUUAAGGUGCAACUAAAUCUUAUCAUACAUCAAAUAUUCUGCCUUUCACAGUCUUUCUGGUUAGAACAGUCAAAUGUCAUUCUCAAAAUAUGUUUUUAUGCCACAAGAGUCUCAGCUUCAACUUUCUCAGUGAAGUGUGGCAGGGAAUAUAAUCAGGAUCAUAGUCACCACCUGAAAAAAGUAUUGUCAUCUUGUUAUGAGUUAUAUGUAUUGUUUGAUAUAAGUUAUUUAAAAAUCCAACAGUAUGAAUGUUUCAUUUUGAAUACACCUUUGGAAAUUUUUUAAUAAAUG
Messenger RNA from Paralichthys olivaceus (Japanese flounder), 1837 nucleotides. The record is from RefSeq and is a predicted model, not a curated record. NCBI's taxonomy places the organism in Eukaryota, Metazoa, Chordata, Actinopteri, Pleuronectiformes, Paralichthyidae.